Molecule: messenger RNA, 678 nt
Organism: Trypanosoma cruzi
Lineage: Eukaryota; Euglenozoa; Kinetoplastea; Trypanosomatida; Trypanosomatidae
Product: ribosomal P protein AGP2beta-1, putative
Exons: 1
Coding region: 1-678 (225 amino acids)
Source: RefSeq, a predicted model, not a curated record
AUGACCCUUCAGACACGUAGAGACAAGUACGAUACAAGUCAGCUGACGCUCUCGUCGUUAGUUGCGCUGUGCGCGGAUUGUUCGAGCUUUUGUUUGGAAAGGACCGCGAGAGUUCUGGACAAUCAAAGCCGCGCACCAAAAGGAUGGGAAAAUCAGUUUGCGGCGGUUGCCAAACAACGUCGACAAGAGGACUGUGAACUUUGCGAACGUUACUGCCAUCGGGUUUCAUCUGUUUGCCCUGCCUCGAAGGAUAUCGAACGUUUUGAGGCUUUGGGAUAUAAGGAGGUAGCACGAAGGACUUCCUUAGAUGGAUUACCCACGGUUCAGCAGAUGUCUAGGUGCGAGAACGCUGUUUCGGAGUUCUCAAGAGUUCUUUUUUCACUUGCGCACAAGCCUAGUAAGGUGGCAUUUGAAGAUGUUGACCCGAAAAGUGGCUUGAAAAAAAGUGAGGAAGGUGGUGAUGGUGAGCCAACCGAGCUUCAUAAAAAGGUACUUAGUGGUGGAUCAAUAGAUGAUGCCAUCCUGCAGCGUUGGAGCACUGCUAGGAAGGGACGAGCCGAAAUGGAGGAGAUGGGAGUGCUUCGAAGUGCGGAAGAGACCGCAUCGCUCAGGCAGGAACUUGGGCGUCAGAGGUCCGAAGAGUACACUAAGACAGGGGGGACGACUCCGAAGUGGUGA